AAGAAAGUGGUUGGGAAGAUGAAAAUUGGGUGAAUGAAGGAACUUUACAAGAUGGGCGGGAAGUUUUAGUAAAUUUAGUUUGGAAGGACAAUGCAGUAUUAAAUAAACGAAAGCGUGGUCCUUAUCUUGCUGGGCCAAUAAAAAAGUCCACAUAUUAUGACAAGUGGGGUCCGAAUGGUACUUUUACUAUUGCUGCAAGCAACACGAAAGAUAUAACCGGAUAUUUUUUUUCUACAAAGGAUUCCAAUAAUAAUAUUUCUUCUCCAGAUACAGCCGACAUAGUUUUAGAAUUUUCAAAUAAUAGAAAUGAAGAGGAUG
Messenger RNA from Funneliformis caledonium, 318 nucleotides. Lineage: Eukaryota; Fungi; Glomeromycota; Glomeromycetes; Glomerales; Glomeraceae. The record is from the annotation of a GenBank genome assembly.